Messenger RNA from Paramuricea clavata, 978 nucleotides. NCBI's taxonomy places the organism in Eukaryota, Metazoa, Cnidaria, Anthozoa, Malacalcyonacea, Plexauridae. The record is from the annotation of a GenBank genome assembly.
AUGGCUUUAAGAAAUUUUAAAUGUAUCUUUAAAGUGAUUUUUGCGACAGAAAUCUUGCUUAUCUUAAACAUACUUGCCAACUGGCCGUAUUUAUUUAAUCCCGUUCUUCUUAAACCGUGGGAAAUGCACAAUGGACAAGAAUCGAUGACGAUGGCAAACAGCACGACUGGUAAUAAAAUAGUCGGGAGAAAGACAAGGUUUUUUAACUACAGUGGUGAUAAAUACGAAACUACAUCGGAAAGUAAAACACAUACUCAUGGAAAAAUGGUUCCUUCGGACAAGAUUAUGGAAAAUAUAUAUGGUUCGGACUGUCCGUUCAACCCUUACAAGCAAACGCUUAACUAUUUGUUUAACAACUGGAUGGCUUUAGAUAAUUAUUAUAAUUUUUCAAGUUUUCUAUGCGGUGGAUCUCUGAUUGGCUUGCUAAGAGACGGGGAUUUAAUACCUUACGACCGGGAUAUUGAUGUGUGCGUCACUAUGGAAAAUUAUCAAAAAGUGCGCGCCAUUCAUUCAGCAAAACCGUUUGACUACCGGUCCAGUCAAAUAUAUCUGGCAGUACAAGAGGACUUUUCCAACAAUAAUGUAUCGAGUAGGACUCUGGUUGAUUGUCGGGGACGUAUAGCACAGCGUGCGCGGGAUCCCUGCUCGUUCGAUACGCCUGGGGCGCGUUUAAUAUCUCGCAGAGUUUACGUGGACGUUUUUGUAUUUCGCGAGCAUGGACGGAGAUUACGUGAUCACGAGUACGGAAAGAAUCAUCUCAAGACAGAUAUAUUCCCGUUAAAACACUGCACGUUUAUGGGCGUGGAGACAAAAUGUCCUCGCAAUGAAAUGUCAUUAUUGCUGAAAUAUUACGAACCUGACGUCCUCACAAAGCCACAUUAUAAAUGUCAAAAUAAAACGUGGGUAGCAACCAGCCAAGACGCAAACAAACAGUUCAAAAUAUGGUUUCGCAAAAGGCUCAAACGGCACUAUUCGUAA